AUGUUCAGUGGCUCCAGCCCGCCCAAAGACAGAUCUGACCCCACUCCCGUUCCUGGAUUUGACACAAGUCCAUUGAGCCUCCAUCCCGAGAACGCCAGUCCCCGCGACAAGCGAUUCUCCCCUCCUUCGUCUCUUCCCGGAUCUGGUUUCUUCCGCCGACAGACUGAAGAUCUAGCGCCUAUCGGUGAGAAGAAACGUCGCAGUAGUACCGUUACCAAAGCCGCAAGUUUCUUCAACAGCGCCAAAAACUCUCUUAGUCUCAGCAGCUCGCGGGACUCGUCGACAUUCAGUACAAGCCCCUCGAUCGUGGAGAGCCCACUAGAAAGACUGGGAAAGAUGGACCCCGCUCUAAGUGUACCCCAGGGAUCGCUGAACAACUCCGCUGGAGAAUCGAUACCCACUUCGCGCUCCUCUUUCCGCGUGGGCGUAACAGAAGAUCGGAAUCGAAAAUGUCGUCGUACAAUGGAAGACACACAUGCCUACUUGUACAACUUUCUCGGUACCCCGUCGCCGAAUUCACAUCCCGAGAUACACGGCAACGAUCCUCCGAACGAAUCACAGAAGUCCCAUGACCUAUCUAAUAUUGUGGAAACAGAUAAUGGCUACUUUGCAAUCUUCGAUGGACAUGCUGGUACCUUUGCUGCUGAGUGGUGCGGCAAGAAGCUGCAUUUGAUUCUGGAGGACAUUAUGCGCAGAAACCCCAACACACCUGUCCCAGAGCUUCUUGAUCAGACAUUUACGAGUGUCGAUCAUCAGCUAGAGAAACUACCCGUCAAAAAUAGCGGAUGCACGGCUGUUACUGCCGUUCUCCGCUGGGAGGACCGAGUGCCCAACUCUCAUUCAGCCACUGGCUCGGCUGCUCUUGCACCUGAUGUCGCGAGCAAAGGCGAUACCAACUCUGAGAACACGGAGACUCCAACUCAAGAAGCACCAGGAUCCUUCUCAAAGUUGCAGGAAAAGGCCCUUCGUCAGCGAGUCUUGUAUACCGCCAACGUUGGUGACGCCCGCAUCGUUUUGUGUCGCAACGGAAAGGCGCUUCGACUAUCAUACGAUCACAAGGGUAGCGAUGAGAAUGAAGGCAAGCGCAUUGCAAACGCCGGUGGCCUCAUUCUUAAUAAUCGUGUCAAUGGUGUCCUGGCCGUUACGCGUGCUUUGGGAGAUACAUAUCUCAAAGACCUCGUCACCGGGCAUCCUUACACAACGGAGACGGUUAUUCAACCCAGUGCCGAUGAGUUUAUCAUCCUGGCUUGCGAUGGAUUAUGGGACGUCUGCAGUGACCAGGAAGCUGUUGAUUUGAUCCGGAAUGAGCAAGAUGCUCAACACGCUUCCCGCAUACUGGUUGACUAUGCCCUUGCGCGCUUCAGUACUGACAACCUUUCUAUCAUGGUCAUUCGACUUGACAGCGCCCGUCUCCAGGACGUGAUCAACAAUAAGGCAGAACUGAUCGGUGUGGAUGGUGAUCCAUCCACCAACCUUGCUCUGGGUGUGAGCGAAGCCGACAAGAUAGUCGAGGUAGCUCGGCAGCGUAUGGCCAGUACGGAACUUGACGACAAUUUCACAGACUCCGAACGGAAAAACGACAAUCUUCACAAAACAACUAGUAUCUCCGAUACUGGUUUUGAAAUCUCAUUUGACGACAGCAGCGAUCUGCCAUCGCGGGAGCUAGGCUCCAAAAAUGGUUCUUAA
Molecule: messenger RNA, 1686 nt
Organism: Penicillium taxi
Lineage: Eukaryota; Fungi; Ascomycota; Eurotiomycetes; Eurotiales; Aspergillaceae
Gene: ptcG
Product: type 2C protein phosphatase PTC1
Exons: 2
Coding region: 1-1686 (561 amino acids)
Biological process (GO): protein dephosphorylation
Molecular function (GO): cation binding; protein serine/threonine phosphatase activity
Source: RefSeq, a predicted model, not a curated record